Messenger RNA from Lentinula edodes (shiitake mushroom), 1491 nucleotides. RefSeq lists its product as uncharacterized. The record is from RefSeq and is a predicted model, not a curated record. The transcript is spliced from 7 exons. Bases 122 to 1189 code for a protein of 355 amino acids. NCBI's taxonomy places the organism in Eukaryota, Fungi, Basidiomycota, Agaricomycetes, Agaricales, Omphalotaceae.
AUAAAGGAGAGGUUUUGUGGUCCUACAUGAGUUCGGCUUCCAACUCUCCAUCUUCACCCUCGCCUAUUUGAAUACUGGUAACACUUCCCCAAUCCGACAACAUCCUCUCUUGAACGUCACAAUGUUUCCAUCUCUUUAUACUUGGUCAUCACUCGAGCGAGAUAUGGCAUCAGAUCUGUAUGACUACCAUGAAAGUCCAGAUUUGAAUAUCGUCUAUGAGCCUGGAAAGCCCUCGCUGAAAAAUGUGUCUCUACCUGCAAACAGUCCAGCAAGCGGCUCUCGGAUGAUCUCGACAGGCCUUCUUACACAUCAUGGUGAACCUUCGACAAGUUCAUCACCCCAUUCCAAAAGAUAUUCUUCUAGUGCCAGUGCUGAUGCACAAAAAAUUCGGAGUUCAGUACCUUUGAAGGGUAUUUUGAAGAAGUCACAACAAGGAGUGUCGUUAAGACCAUCAACUCCAGCACCUUCUGCUAAAGAUCAUGUUAAUACAGAAUCAGGGGCCACUCAAUCAACCCCCGAGGAACAUCGUUCCAAUCAUCGCCGUUCUGAGAGCAAAAGUUCAGAAGGCUCAAGCUCAAAACCUCAACACCAACAUAUGCAUGAACCACAAUUAAUCAAAGGAGCUUCUUCAGUAGCGAAGUUGAAUGAGAAAAUAUUGAAGUCUGGGGACAAUCACCGAAAACAUUAUCCCAUGCAUAUCAAGGUCCCAAUGAAACCUGAAGCAAUCGCACUGACCUGGCCUCUGAUGGAACCAAACACGACGUCACCUCGCAAGCAGAGAAGAGCGAAGAUCUGCUUUGAUGUCGCCUUUGAUCCAAGGAAAGAUAACAAUGUUGUGGUUUUAGAAGGGGCAUACCGAAUGGAUAGUAUACCCUAUCAAACCAUCAGACUGCCUGCAUCCACACACUGCACGCUGACCGAAAUGUGUAUAUUCUUGGACAUGGAAGAGUUUAAUCAUUGGCCAAUCAACGUGAUGCGUAAAGACGGCAUUCGCUGCUUGGACGUUCUUGAAGCUAUACACAAGAUGCUUCAACGCCCUCUAACGGAUGGGGAUGUGCGAACUUUUGGCUUAGCUGCUGCUCAGCGGGGUAUGCGACGCGUGGAUUUACUAGGAGGGCGAAGGUUCUUUCGUGGACUUUCGCAGUCCGGCGAGAACUGGACACUGCACAUGGGGUCAUCGUGGUAUUAGUUCUGUCUGGUUAUGAUCAUCUGGUUAUGAUUAGUUUUUAUAUUCCUUCCGUCCGAUGCCAUCGAACGUUCCCAAUAAGGAUGGCUAAAAACAGCUUUGACCAUCGCAACCUGGCAUCUACAGAUGCGCUCGACGAGCAAGAUAUAAACAGAUGUAAACAGAUAUAAACAUGACUGUGAGGCCACUGUGUGGACCUGGUGUGGACAGCUGUGAACACUGCAGGAGACUUCAAAGUUUCAGGGUGAAUGUUAACAAAUGUAUACUCCGUCGGUGUUCCAGUGGGUUUGUCAAUCGGAACUUUU